GCUCGUGCUACCUAACCCCGGUUUGCAUGACCCCAAAGGUCCCAACAACUUUCUGCCGCCCGAUCAAUUCCGAUUCAAACAAUAUGCGGUGAACUGCCAACAAAGUGAGCCAGGAUUCCGAUUGCUUCGGACAUUCGCCAAGGAGCCUGGAACUCUAUCUUGUGCUCUCCCCCAUCAGGUAAUAACGGUCCAGUUCAAAUGUGUUCAGCCCGACCCUUGGCCUCCUUGCCGUCAAACCGGGUUGUUUCUUCUGUGAUAUAUUUACGAAGUAUACGCCACUUUGCUCAUCCCUACAAGCUCCUGACCCUACCAAGCCUACUUACUUCACCUUACCAACCUAGGUCGUCUAACCUUCGUCCACAUCGUUCGUCUAGACUAGCCAAAGUUAUAAACUUGCUUCUUUACCAUCUCUCUGUAUCAUCCCAGUAACAGCUCCAUCAAUCUUUCAUUUUUUUUCCCCCGUGAAGAACGGCAGCGGGCUGCCCCAGACCGAUACUUUCGUAUUUCACAAAAAGUUACUACUCAUCAUGGAUCACCAAGCAAAAGCUUCCCUGAGCCGCGGCCAGGCCCCCUCACUAAUCCGAAACCGCCGGGUCGUCGCCGUCGCAGCUUCGGCCGCCGCCGUUGGCAUGGUCAUCAAGCUUCGCGCCGAUGCUAUAAAGAAGAACGAGAUGGCACAGAAGAACUCGGCAGUUCCCAAUUUCUACGUCAGCGUCGAGCGGAGCGGCGGCGGCAUCUGAGACCACGUUUUUUCAGAGUAUUUUGCUACAUCUCAACCGACAAGCCGCGGCUUUGUCUGUGCACGCAAGACAGAGUUUUUUUUUUUCUUGUGGAAAAAGGAGGGACGAAACAAAACGAGUCUCGCAAGGCUACUGGUGGUUCAUGACCAACAUGUCGAACAGAGGCGUCGGUCCGUGUUGGUGUUAAGGGUCAGGUACAUGCAUAUACGGUCAGACUUGAUUUGGCGUUUGGGAGUUCCUCGUCUGGUAAUACUGGUAUUUCAGUAGGGAAUGGUAAAUAGAGUGUCCAGAAUGAUGAUUCGAG
Pyricularia grisea is the source of this 1044-nucleotide messenger RNA. RefSeq lists its product as uncharacterized. The transcript has 3 exons. NCBI's taxonomy places the organism in Eukaryota, Fungi, Ascomycota, Sordariomycetes, Magnaporthales, Pyriculariaceae. The record is from RefSeq and is a predicted model, not a curated record. The coding region runs from base 528 to 740 and encodes 70 amino acids.